AUGGAACAAGGGAACAUUAAGCCCGAUGAGUACAUCUAUAGCAUUGCUAUACAUGCCUUAUGCAACGAUAGAAUGGUAGAUGCUGCAAUUAAUCUUUUGAAUGAGAUGAAACAAAAAGGCAUCACUGUGGACAUUGUCACGUAUAAUUCAUUGAUUGAUGGGCGUUGUAAGUUUGGACAGUGGGAAAAGGUUAGGACUUUGCUCUCUGAAAUAGUAAAUUCGAAUAUUUAUCCAAAUGUGCGCACCUUGACCAUAGUGACAGAUGGACUAUGCAAAGAGGGAAAAGUCGAAGAUGCUGAGGAGGUAAUGAGACACAUGAUUGAAAAAGGUGUAGAGCCAAAUACAGUCACCUACAAUGUUAUAAUCGACGGAUAUUGCUUGCGCGGACAAAUGGAUAGAGCAAGGAGAAUUUUUGAUUCGAUGAUAGAUAAGAGCAUUAAGCCUGACAUUAGAGAAGAUACUGAUAUUGAAUUUUACAAUGUUGUAAUUAACGGAUUGUGUAAAAAUGGUCAGCUCGACAAAGCUCGUGCUAUUUUUGAGAAGCUUUCCUUAAUUGGAUUGUUUCCCGAUGUGAUAACAUACAAUACAAUUAUAAAUGGAUUUUGUCUAGAAGGAUUGUUAGAUGAAGCUAAAAAUAUGCUAAGAAAAAUGGAGGAGAAUGGUUGUUCGCCAAACAAUGGCACCUACAAUGUUAUUGUGCGAGGAUUUCUGAAGUUCAGCAAAAUAAGUGAAAUGACAACUUUUUUGAAGGAAAUGACCGAAAGGGACUUCUCAUUUGAUGCAAGUACUGUAGAGUUACUAAUAGAUGUUAUAGCGAAGGAUCCUUCUUUGCUUAACAUGAUACCACAGUUUCCCUUGGGAAAUAAGAAGUGA
Nicotiana attenuata is the source of this 873-nucleotide messenger RNA. RefSeq names its product pentatricopeptide repeat-containing protein At1g12620-like. Gene Ontology annotation, molecular function: protein binding. The transcript has 2 exons. The record is from RefSeq and is a predicted model, not a curated record. NCBI's taxonomy places the organism in Eukaryota, Viridiplantae, Streptophyta, Magnoliopsida, Solanales, Solanaceae. Bases 1 to 873 code for a protein of 290 amino acids.